AUAAUCCAAAUACCUGUCGCGUGUUGCCUGCGUCACCGUCGUGCUGUCGCCUCAGUGCUGCGUGCAUGGCUCGGAAUGGCGGGUUCUUUUUCACAAGCGCUUGAAGAACUUCUGAACCCUGAGCCCACAUUCAUAGAUCCGGAGGAUCACGACGUUCAGGAGUCCACGCGAGCGCGCGUAAUCCACAGACCUAACGAUGAAGAGGAGAAGGACGAAGACGAACAACACGCCACGAGCGCGCUGCGGAUACGCAACUGCGAUCCGCAGUCUGACACGCGGUACAAGGGGAGGGUGGUGACCCGGAGACAGCUGCUGGAUGAAGAGGAGGAAGAGGAUGACACCGAGGAGGAGGAAGCUGAUCAAAAAUGUAACAAACCAUACUUGAAAGAGAAGAAGGUGAAGUUGGAGGGGGAAGAAGAAAUCAGCGAAAAAGAUGAAGAUGAGAGUGAAGAAGAAGAGGAAGAUAUGGAGGAGGAGGAAGAUGACGAUCAUUGUGAGGAAGAGGAGGAAAUUCAGGAUGGUGAUUCCCUGCAGGAUUCUGAUAAUGCCUCCUUGAUGAAGACCUCUGACUCCUUAAUGGACUAUCAUCGUCUGGCGGAGGGCGUGGAGGAUCUGGAAGUUAGCGAGGAAGAUGACGAUGAGGAGGAGAGUGGAGAGUCUGGAGAAAGUGAUGAAGAAGAUGAAUCUGUUGAGGAAGAGGAGGGUGUGCACACAUUUUCUCAGGACAAAGUGGACGGGGAGGUGGAGAAGGGGAUGGCUGUGAGGAACCAGCUGGCUCUGUGGGACCAGUUCCUUGAGGCCCGGAUCAAGAUCCAGAAGGCUCUGGUGUCGGCUAACCAGCUGCCGCAGCCUCACACCUUCCCAGAGUUCCAGAAGAGGGGCGGCACAGAGCUGCAGGGGGUGCUGGGAAACACCCACAAGGCUUUGAAGGCCCUCCAGAGGUCCCUGCUGGAGCUGCAGGACCUGCUGCUGGAGCAAAACCCAGACACGAAGAGCAUAGCGGGUCACAGUGAAGAUGAAGAGCUUGUCAGUGAUGAAGAGCAUGCAGAGCGGCGAGCGCCGAAGCGAAAGCUGGAGAUGGCGGACUACCCAGCCCUCAUGGCCAAACGCUUCUCCUCCUUUGAGUCUUUCCGCACCGCCACGCUGCAGAAGUGGGACGACAGAACCAGGCUGGCGGGGGGCCGCGGCGGCGGGGGCUUCGGGGCCUUUGACAGGAGUGUUGUGACCCAGGUGCAGCAGGUGCUGGAGGACAAGGAGAGGCUGGUGCAGCGUACCCAGAUGCAGCGCUCCGAGUACAGAGUUCUGGGGAGAACGGAGAAGCGCCUGGACACAUGUGAGAACACAGGCGAGCAGGAGGGGCUGCCGGCCUCCCUCAAACCCAACAGCCACCUCAAACAUCUAGACGAGGACAUCUUCGACGACGACGACUUCUACCACCAGCUCCUGAGGGAGCUGAUCGAGCGCAAGACCAGCGCGACGGAUUCGAACGAGCAGCUGGCCACGGGCCGGCAGUGGCUGGCCAUCCAGAAGCUGCGCAGCAAGAUGAAGAGGAAGGUGGACACCAGAGCCAGCAAGGGCCGCAAGAUCCGCUUCCACGUCCACUCCAAGCUGCUCAACUUCAUGGCGCCGAUGGACAACAGCUCCAUGAGUGACGAGGCGCGCAGCGAGCUUUUCCGCAGCCUGUUUGGACAGAGCACCCUCCUGAGGCCGGAGUGUAAUCUAUUACUGCAGGACAGCAAAGUAAAGGAGUAGUUUUUUCAGUCACUGUCAAAAUCUGAGGGUGGAAAUCUGUAAUCUGGUUUGAAAUGUAAUCUUGUUUCCUUUAAUAAAAUUUGACAAAAGUGCAUAGGUUUCUGCUCUGCUAGUGGGAGGGAGGAAUAAGUCAGUGGAAAAGUUUGAAAAAAAGUACUGAAGCUCAAACUUUAUUCAACUCAUAAACAAACAGUUCAAGGACAGCAGUACAGUGGCCCAGAAGGGUCACAACUCUUUAGAUUUUGCAACACAGCAUAAAAUAGCACACUACAAUUCAUCACAACACCAAACAAAUUAACUCACAACACAAACCAAUAACUUACGACACUUGAACUCACAACACAACAGUUGAACUCAAAAUGGAAGUUAAAUUCAACAGAAGUUGCUGUGCUUUUAUUCUGAAAUUCCACUGGGCUAAAACAUUGGUGGUCACGUCUCCAUUCAGGGUUCAUAAACUCGUUCAAAGAUUCUCCUGCAGUUUCUCUGAAGCUGAGAUUUGUCUGUAUGUCAGCCGCUUCCUUCCGUGUGUUUCUGUGACCCACUUUGCAGGCCCUCUCAAUAAUCCGAGAGGGGAAAAUAAAAA
This is a messenger RNA of Oryzias latipes (Japanese medaka), 2335 nucleotides long. It is a transcript of the gene aatf, whose product is annotated as apoptosis antagonizing transcription factor. Gene Ontology annotation, biological process: regulation of transcription by RNA polymerase II. Gene Ontology annotation, cellular component: nucleolus; nucleus. The record is from RefSeq and is a predicted model, not a curated record. NCBI's taxonomy places the organism in Eukaryota, Metazoa, Chordata, Actinopteri, Beloniformes, Adrianichthyidae.